AUGCAGCGCGAGGCCACCGGCACAAACGAAUUUACGCGAAUUUCAACACGUGCAAACGCGUCGCCCCAGACAGUUCCUGACGUGCUCAUGUUCGACACCGAGUCGUACCAAGCUGUCAAGGACACCAGCACGAUCACGCCGUUGGUGGCGUCGCCCGCCAUGCGCCGUUCGAUUCUGUGCGCGCUCCUCGGCGCCUUCCAAUUUGGCUGGAUGAUGGCCGAAAUGGCAUACAUCCCCUUCCACCACCCGAAACUGUGCCUCCUCCCUCGCAUUCCCCAGGGCCAGUGCCUCGUCUUUCCAGGACACUCGACUGCCGAGUGGACCAUGCAAAGCACCGCGUGGGCCGUCGGAGGUGGCCUCGGUGCGCUCCUCAGUGCCGUCCCCGCCGACUACCUCGGACGGCAACGCACCCUCGGCUACAACGGAUGUCUCAUGGUCGCAGGCGGCCUCGUCCAGCUCUUCGCCACCGACAUCUACACGUUCGCCGUCGGCCGCGGUCUCAACGGCAUCGCGAGCGGCGUCGCCAUCAACGUCCUCAACAACUACCUCCGCGAGCUCUCGCCCGUGCAGUGGCGCAUGUUCUACCUCACGCUCGUGCAGAUCGCGCUGUCGGUCGGGACGCUCGUGGUCACGACGUUCAUGUACGCGAUUCCGGACGUGCCGUCGACGGCGUGGCAGUUCAAGCCGCUGUUCGGGGGUCCCGUCGUGAUCGGGGUGUUGCAGGUGGCGUCGAUGCCGUGGAUCGUGGAGAGUCCCGUGUGGCUGCUGCACCGCGACCAACUCGAUGAGGCGCGCCACGUCAUGCACCAGCUGUACAUGCCCGCGGGCAUUGAAGCACACUGGACGGCGCUCGUCUCGACGAUCGACCGUCAGACCCGCGAAGCCGCGUCGUCGUCGUCCAAGCUGUCGCUGCUGGUCAGUCCCAAGUACCGCAAGCAGUUUUCGAUUGCGAUUGUGCUGGCCACGAUGCAGCAGCUUUGUGGCAUGAACGCGCUGGUGGUGUACGGCCCCGCUAUGUUCAAGGCGAUCGGGAUCCGCGAGCUGCGACUGUCCAACUCUAUCGUCAACUUUGGUCGGUUCCACGACAUGUAUUUGGCUGGCAAGUUCGGCGACCGCUUCAACCGCCGCACUCUACUCUUGGCUGGUUCGAUGGGCAUGAUCCUGGGCUCGCUCGGCUUUACGUUGUGCCAGGUGUACCCGAGCGACACGAACGACUGGAUACAAAUUGCGUGCACGUUGAUGUUUGUGGCGUCCUUUUGUGCGUCAAUCGGGUCGAUGGGGUGGCUCGUGUCGACGGAGGUAGUGCCUGAGGUGCUGGGGGCAACGUCUGGCGCUAUCUCGACAUGCUGCACGUGGACGGCGCAGUUCUUCAUCGGCGUGUACUUCCAGCAGAUCUCAAGCCCCGAGCACUGGGGCACGCAAGCGUUUGGCAUGUUUCCGGCGGUCCUCGUCGUGUUUGCCGUGUUUGUGUGGAUGUUCGUGCCAGAAACCCGCCACAGGACGACGGACGAAGUCACGGCGUUGUUUUCAGCGAUCGCAGACACCGAGUCAUCGCGGCCAGAAAAGGACAAUGAGGUGGCGUAAGCGCUGCCCCAAAGCACAUAUUAACUUUAUUCAAUUCGACUGGAACGAGUUCGACUUGAGACUUUCGCGCGCCGAGAGGCCUUUGUGGGAUAUCGCCCCCUCGCAUGGCCUGGAAUGCCAAGUCAUGGGACGUGCCACUCAUGCUUGUUUGUGUACCAUGGUACUUUGUGGUGUCCUGCGGCAGACCAAACUUCGCCGUGCUCCGUGGAGAGGCAAGUGCCUUCGACAGCGGCUCGUCGCCGGUAUAGGGGGUGGUCCAUGCGACAGUUCCUUGAACUUGCUGGCAUUGCCCCUGCGUCGACCGGUGCGUGGACACAAUUGUGUGACAUGGAUGGACUGCGCUUCUACCGAGGACGCCGGUGGAUGAUUGCCAGGUGAGAAGGGGCGACGAACGCGCAUCGAAUGUACCGCCAUGCUCCAGUCGGAAACAUGCAGUUACGCAGCGCCGCUGUCGA
Molecule: messenger RNA, 2039 nt
Organism: Aphanomyces invadans
Lineage: Eukaryota; Oomycota; Saprolegniomycetes; Saprolegniales; Verrucalvaceae
Exons: 1
Coding region: 1-1584 (527 amino acids)
Biological process (GO): transmembrane transport; carbohydrate transport
Cellular component (GO): membrane
Molecular function (GO): carbohydrate:proton symporter activity
Source: RefSeq, a predicted model, not a curated record